This is a messenger RNA of Suncus etruscus (white-toothed pygmy shrew), 2169 nucleotides long. It is a transcript of the gene AKAP17A, whose product is annotated as A-kinase anchoring protein 17A. NCBI's taxonomy places the organism in Eukaryota, Metazoa, Chordata, Mammalia, Eulipotyphla, Soricidae. The coding region runs from base 13 to 2169 and encodes 718 amino acids. Gene Ontology annotation, biological process: regulation of RNA splicing. Gene Ontology annotation, cellular component: nuclear speck; cytosol. Gene Ontology annotation, molecular function: protein kinase A binding; RNA binding. The record is from RefSeq and is a predicted model, not a curated record. The transcript is spliced from 5 exons.
GCAGGCCCCGCGAUGGCCGCGGCCACCAUCGUGCACGACACGUCGGAGGCGGUGGAGCUGUGCGCGGCCUACGGCCUCUACCUGAAGCCCAUCACGAAGAUGAGCAUCAGCGUGGCGCUGCCGCAGCUCAAGCAGCCGGGCAAGUCCAUCUCCAACUGGGAGGUCAUGGAGCGCCUCAAGGCCAUGGUCCAGCACCACCAGUUCUCCACGCUGCGCAUCGCCAAGAGCACCAUGGAGUUCAUCCGCUUCGAGGGCGAGGUGGAGAACAAGAGCCUGGUGGCCGCCUUCCUGGCCUGCCUGGACGGCAAGAGCAUCAAGCUCAGCGGCUUCUCCGACAUCCUGCGGGUGCGGGCCGCUGAGUUCAAGCUGGACUUCCCCUCGCGCCACGACUGGGACUCCUUCUUCCGCGACGCCCAGGACAUGAACGAGACGCUGCCCGGCGAGCGGCCGGACACCGUCCACCUCGAGGGCCUGCCCUGCAAGUGGUUCGCCCGGCGCGACGCGGGGCCCGGCGCGGCCGAGAAGCCCAGCGAGGAGGUGCUGGUGCGGGUCUUCGAGCGCUUCGGCGCCAUCCGCCACGUGGACAUCCCCAUGCUGGACCCCUACCGCGAGGAGAUGACGGGCCGCAACUUCCACACCUUCAGCUUCGGCGGCCACCUCAACUUCGAGGCCUACGUCCAGUACCGGGAGUACGCCGGCUUCAUCCAGGCCAUGAGCGCCCUGCGGGGCAUGAAGCUCAUGUUCAAAGGCGAGGACGGCAAGGCCGUGGCCUGCAACAUCAAGGUCACGUUCGACUCGACCAAGCACCUGAGCGACGCGUCCAUCAAGAAGCGGCAGCUGGAGCGGCAGAAGUUGCAGGAGCUGGAACAGCAGCGAGAGGAGCAGAAGCGGCGCGAGAAGGAGGCCGAGGAGCGGCAGCGGGCCGAGGAGAGGAAGCAGAAGGAGCUGGAAGAACAGCUGCGGGAGCGCAAGCGGGAGGAGAAGCUGCGGCGGCGGGAGCAGCGGCACCGGGAGCGCGACGUGCGGCGCAGCCAGAAGCAGCUGCAGAAGCUGCAGGCGCAGGAGCAGCUGCAGGACAAGAUCCGCCUGGAGGAGCGCAAGCUGCUGCUGGCACAGCGCAACCUGCAGUCGCUGCGCCUCGUGGCCGAGCUCCUCAGCCGCGCCAAGGCGGCCAAACAGCUGGAGCAAGAGCGGCGCGAAGAACAGCAGCGGCGGCGGCAGCUGGAGGAGCGGCGGCGGGUGCAAGCGGCCGAGCUCCGGCGCGUCGAGGAGGAGAAGGAGCGGGCCCUCGGCCUGCAGCGGCGGGAACGCGAGCUCCGGGGCCGCCUGCUUAGCAUCCUGCUCAACAAGCGGGCCGGGGACCCCCCGGGAUCCGCACCCACAUCUGGACCCGGCCCCGUCGCCGCCGCUGCCGCCACCGCCACCUCGCACGCAGACCUGCUGCAACCCGUCCUGGACAUCCUGCAGAGCGUGUCCGCCCUCGGUGGCGACUCCCUGGCCACCGCCCCGGCUUCGGCGCCGGCUCCGUCCCAGGCUCCAGCAGCCGGCCUCAACGGCACCCUGGCCGGGGACCCUUCCCCGGAGAAGCGGGGCCCCUCGGUGCUGGCCUGCAUCGCACCCAACGCGCAGCCCCCCAAGGGCGCGCCGCCGGCCACAGGUGCCACAGCCCCCUGCAAAGACGCGCGCUCCGAGCACGACAAGUGCAACCGGGAACCGAGCAGCGGGGCCGGCGGAGCCCGAGGGGCCCGGGCAGGUGCCGACGAGCCUCGCCGGGACCGCAGCAGCCGGCCACACCGGGCGGCCAGCCGGGAGGAGGCGCGCUCCGAGCGUCGUGCCCGCAAGAAGAGAUCCAGGCAGCGAGGCAGCGGUGGAGCAUCAGCAGCAGGUGCAGGAGGAGGAGGAGGAGGAGGUGGGAACACCCCACGGCGGCGGAGCACCAGCCCCGAGCCCCCCGCGUCCACCACCACCACCGGGUCCAGGGCCCGCCGGUCCCGGAGCCCCGAGCGUCCACGGGCCCGCCGGUCCCGCAGCCGGGAGCACGGCCGCAAGCGAAGCCGCCACCGCCGGGGAGGCCGCUCGCGCUCGCGCUCCGGCACGCCGAGUCGGCACCGCAGCGCCUGGAACAGGGGCCGGGAGGUGGUGUUUAAAUCCCCGGUGACGCACAGCUAG